AAAUAAAACUAGAUAUUAGGACGUGUAUAGGAAGGAAUGGUAAAACGGCUUGCCAAAAUACGCCACAACAGGUAAUUUCUUCUGAAUUCAUGCAGAUCUGUCCCCGCUUGCCUCGCUGUGACACCGCUUGCGACCAAUCAGAGCACUCCGACCGCAUUUCAUCGUAAACGUGCGCCAAUAGCGUGAGAGCGGGGCGUGGUUUCUCUCGCGACGCUACGCGAUGCAUGGAGUUUAUUCAGAGUGCCAGCUGCACAGGUAGAAUGAUGCACGUUUUCGCUGAUGCGCAUGGGAGAUUUUUCUGCAGCGCGCUUUAACUUGCUUCACUUUCUCAUCUUGCCACGGACUGUGCCGAACGUGUAGUAGUAAUUCUGGCUUACAUCACAAAUGGCUCGGAGUAUAACAGAGCAGCGGCAACGUAGAGCGUUUCAUGUGCACUUGUUUCUCUUUAUACUGACUUUGUGUCUCGAUGCAUCAUCUGCAUUGGGAUUUGAGAGUGUGGGAUUAACAUACGGUUUAAGAUCUGAACUUUCAGAGGAUGCUAUUCUUGUUGCCAAUAAUGGAGUGCGGGUUCCUUUCGGCAGAUCUGUUUAUAUUGAUCCAAUCAAUGACCUGGUUAUCCAAGUUCAGCCCGGCGACAAGUGCACCAUAACAGUUCUGGAUAAUGACCCGCUGUCACAGAGACCUGGACAGCUGUCCCCGAAAAAGUUUCCUUGUGAAUUUGGUCCCAGUGAUGUAAAAUACUCGCAUUUCGGAUCCAGGAGCCCUUCAAAAGACAGAGUAAGACUUCAGGUCAGAUAUGAUACUAAGACUGAUACAGUCAUCAUUCCCUUUAUGAUGGAAGUUGAGGUGAUUUUCACUCAGCUUGAGAUUCUUACCAAACACAUGCCUGUAACUGUAGAGAAACUGCUUGGAAUGAGUAAUCCUAUUGAUAAGAAAAUCCUGGAGUUUACUUAUGAUAGAAAUGCUCAUUUGUGUAAAGUAACAUAUCUGGCCAGUGGCAGCUCAUUACCCAGGUAUGGAAAGCUGAUUGAUAAUGGAAAAUUGGGGAAACCUGUGGACUGUGAAGAAUUUGUCAGGAUGGACAUUCGCUAUCAGCAUACUUUUACACAUCGUUCUCCAAACCGUGAUUAUUUUCCCAUGUAUUUAGAGUUAGAAGAUAAAGAAGCAAAUGUACUGAAGCAAGAGUUUUUCCAAAUCGUGGUGAUUAUAAAGGAAGGUGAGGAAAACACGGCUCCUAAACCGAGUUUUGUAGCAAUGAUGAUGAUGGAAGUGGACCAGUUUGUAAUGACUGCUAUAACCCAUGAUAUGCUUGCCGCUGAGGAUGUGGAAUCUAAUCCUGAUGAUUUAAUCUUCAACAUCACUUCCCCGCUGUCCUUUGAGGAGGGCUACAUUGUGAGCACGGAUGACAGGAAUUUGCCCAUCACAUCUUUUUAUCAAGCAGACCUGAAAGAUCUUAAAAUAGUUUACAAGCCUCCCUCUGUGGAUUCAGAUGUGGAGAGAAUUUUCCAAAUUGAGUUUGAAGUUGUAGAUACCGAGGGGGCUUUAUCAGACCCUUUUGCAUUUAUGAUAGUAGUUAAGCCCAUGAACACUCUAGCUCCGGUUGUGACCCGUAACACUGGCCAACUGCUUUAUGAGGGUCAAUCGAGGGCACUGUCCAUCUCACAAAACCUACAAAUUAGUGACGAGGACAACUUAGACCACGUCCAAAUCACAGCUAUUAAUGGCCUUCGCAAUGGAGAGCUCACAGUUCUGGGUUCAAGACGAAAAUUCUUCACCCCAGCAGAUCUUGAUGUCGGGAGCGUCAUCUACCAGCAUGAUGGCAGCGAUACAUACAGCGAUAAUAUAAUUUUCAGAAUGACAGAUGGAAAAACUGAAGUUGAGUUUCUAUUUCCCAUAACUGUGGUGCCAACUGAUGAUGAACCUCCCAUAAUCAAUGCCAACACAGGCUUAAUUGUGUUUAAAAACCAAAUGAUGGCCAUUUCUUCUUUAAUGCUUAGUGCAGCAGAUAUAGACUCUGAGGAUUCAACUAUUAAAUUCAUCAUGGUGCCUCCAUACUCUACAAUAGGAGAAGUGAUACUUCGUCAAUCAGAUGCACCGGAGGAUCCAUCCACAUGGAGAUUCAAUGCCCAAGAUGAGAUGUAUGAGAAAGUAGUGACAGAAUGGUUCCAUUACGACAUUACAGAAGGCAAGCUGUUUUACAGGCAUAUCGGACCACAUAAUACAAAGACCAUCAUGGACCAGUUUGUUUUCCAUGUACAAGAUGACAAUGACCCACCGAACCAAUCAGGUGAGAACUCUUUCAUCAUCAAAGUUCUCCCCAUUGAUGAUAUACCCCCAGAGCUGUAUCCCGGUACCACUCUGAAAGUGACCGUUCAUGAGUACCAGCUCACCUAUUUUCGAAAGAAGUUCUUGUGCUACACAGACUUGGACUCAGAAGACAGAGAUUUAAAAUACACAAUUACCAAGCCACCCACUGACACAGAUGAGAACAGCCCUGGCAUUCUAGGAAGCAUCGUUUUAACUGAGAGUCCAAAUUCAGAAGUCACAGAGUUCACUCAGGCACAGAUAAAUCAUCACAAGAUAGCCUACAAACCUCCUGAUCUAGAGCUCGGAAUAACCCCGCAUGCGGUGCAAUUCCAUUACAAAGUGGAGGACACGGCAGGAAACAGCGCUAAUGGAGUUUUCACCAUAUUAUUACAGCCUGUUGACAACAAGCCUCCCCAGAUCACCAACACAGGCUUUACCGUGCAAGAACGAGGGGUGCACGUCAUCACACGGGCCGAACUGGACACCACAGAUGCCGACACGGACAGCUCACAGAUUCUGUUUACAAUCACCCAGCUUCCAAAGCACGGCCAGUUUAAGUACACAUUCACUGAUAUGACUAAAGGGAAUUCAUUUAAUUUGGAUGAUUUAUCUUUUGGCAGAAUAUCUUACAUUCAUAAUGGUGAUGAGCCAACCAGUGAUUUCUUCCAGUUGGAUGUCAGUGACGGUGUCCACGUUGUCACAAUCACUGUCAGGAUCAAUGUGAAGCCUAUUGAUGAUGAAGCACCAACCAUCAGCCUUCCAGAGGGCACUAUUGGCUCUUACAUAGAUGUUUUGGAGAAUGGAGUGACUGAGAUCACCACCAAUGUCAUUCAGGGUAGAGACGAGGACACUGAUGACCUCAGGCUAACCUUUAUCGUAGAGGACUCCCCAGUGUUUGGUGAAGUAUUAGUAAAUGGUGUGCCCUCCAAUAGGUUCACUCAAGCAGACAUCAUAAGUGGCUUGGUAGUAUAUGCACAUAAGAGUGGAGAAAUUGGCUUGACAACAAAACAAGACUUCUUUAAUCUUACUCUUACUGAUAUGUCUGAUGAAUGGACAGUUGGGGGAAAUAAAAUCAAAGGUGUUCGUGUACAAGUCACUAUUCUGCCGUUGGAUAGUCAGGCCCCUGAGGUUUUUGUGGGCCCCCAAUUCAUUGUCAUGGAGGGUGAGAAAAACGUUAUUGAAAUCUCACAUAUUAGUGCUAAUGACAUCGACACCCCUAAUGAUGACCUUCUUUGCACAAUUAUUGUACAGCCCACCUCAGGAUACGUAGAAAACAUCUCCCCUGCUCCAGGCUCUGAAAAAUCCAGAUCAGGGAUUGCUAUUAGCGCUUUCACCAUUAAAGACAUUUGGGAAAAACACAUUUAUUAUGUGCAAAGUAUUCAUAAAGGUGUCGAGCCAGUUCAGGACAGGUUUACUUUCAGGUGUUCAGAUGGGAUAAACUUUUCAGAGAGACACUUUUUCCCAAUCGUGAUAAUCCCAUCCAAUGACGAAAAGCCAGAGAUUCAUAUGAGAGAGUUUGUUGUAAUGGAGGGCAUGAACAUUGUGAUUGACACUCCAAUAUUAAACGGCGCCGAUGCUGAUGUUCCAGCGGAUGAGCUCACGUUUAUUAUUUCAAAACCUCCGAAACAUGGAUAUAUCCUCAAUCAGUUAAUCUCAGCCACUAUACCUAUCACAAACUUCACACUCGAUCAGAUACAAGAGGCUUCAAGUAUUGUCUAUGAGCAUGAUGAUUCAGAAACCACAGAGGAUAAUUUGGAUGUUCUACUUACUGAUGGCAAAUUCACAGUGGAGAAAACCGUCAUGAUUAUGGUCAUUUUGGCUGACGAUGAAACCCCAAGGAUGGCAAUUAAGGAUGGCCUUGAAAUAGAAGUAGGAGAGGUGAAAAUAAUCAGCAAUCAAGUUUUAAAAGCCACUGAUCUGGAUACAGAAGACAGCAUUCUGACCUACAUCAUCCGUUAUGGACCAAAUCAAGGUUUUUUUUUAAAGCGAACACCGUUUGGAGCUCUAGAAAACAUAACUGUUGGAAUGAACUUCACACAAAAUGAGGUUGACCAAGAUAUGAUUGUGUACAUUCACAAUGGACAAGAGGGAGUUCGUGACCUUAUUAAAUUUGAUGUUACUGAUGGCAUUAACCCUUUGAUUGACAGAUACUUCUAUGUAACUGUUGGUGGAAUAGACAUGGUGUUCCCUGAUGUGAUCAGCAAAGGCGUUUCUCUGAAAGAAGGAGGAAGGGUGACUCUAACCACAGACCUGCUCAGCACUAGUGAUCAUAACAGCUCCGAUUAUGACAUCGAUGAUAUGCAUAUAUGCUACGUGCUUCGAGAUGGAGACAAUGCCACAAGCGACACAUUCCACUUUUCCAUCGAAGACAGUGGGGGCAACAAGCUGAAAAACCAACUUUUCCGGCUAAACUGGGCUUGGAUCUCCCUGGAGAAAGAGUACUACCGGGUGGAUGAGGAGACCAAGUUUCUGGAGGUGGUCUUGAGACGCAGAGGUUACCUUGGCGAGACCUCAUUUGUUAGUAUUGGUACCAAAGAUGGUACGGCUGAAAAGGACAAAGAUUUCAGAGGGAAAGCACAGAAACAAGUCCAGUUUAACCCGGGUCAGACCACUGCUACCUGGAAAGUGCGCAUCUUGUCGGACAGCCUGUAUGAGCAGUCCGAGACCUUCCAGAUUGUCCUCUCAGAGCCUGUCAUGGGAGCACUGGAGUUCCCAGAGGCAGCAACUGUGGAAAUUGUUGACCCCAGAGAUGAAUCCACAGUGUUCAUCCCCUUGUCUACAUAUUCGAUUGAGGAAGAUAUUGGAGAACUUCUGAUUCCUGUGUGGAGAUCUGGAGAUGUCAGUCAAGAGCUCAUGGUCGUCUGCUUCACACAACAAGGUACAGCCAAGGGCACACGUCCCACCACGUUGCUUUCUUAUUCUGACUACAUUUCUCGACCUGAGGAACACCACAGCAUGCUGCAUUUCAAUAAAGGGGAGACGGAGAAGCAUUGUCGUGUGGUUGUCAUUGAUGAUUCACUCUACGAGCCAGAGGAAAUUUUUAAUGUCACCCUCAGCAUGCCCAUGGGCGGCCGUCUGGGUCAGGAGUUCCCCACCACCAGAGUCACCAUCCUGUCUGAUGCGGAUGAUGCACCAGUGUUUUACUUCGGAGAAACUGAGUACCAUGUGGAUGAGAGUGAUGGUUAUGUGGAAGUCCGGGUUUGGAGAACAGGAAGUGACCUUUCCAAAACCGGAACUGUCACAGUACGGUCUCGAAAAACUGAGCCUGUUUCUGCCGAAGCUGGUGUGGACUAUGUUGGGAUCAGUAAGAAGCUAGACUUUUCCCCGGGCGUCAGCAUGCAGACGUUCAAGGUUACAAUCCUGGAUGACCUGGGACAGCCGGUGCUGGAGGGGCCAGAGAAGUUUGAGCUGGUUCUCCGUAUGCCCAUGAACGGCAUAUUGGGUGAACCAGGAAAAGCUACAAUCUACAUCAACGACUCCAUCUCAGAUUUGCCCAAGGUGCAAUUCCGAGAUCCUAUGUAUACUGGUAAUGAGAAUGAUGGACAGAUAUCUGCUCUUGUGUACCGGAGUGGAGACCUGAGCUACAAAUCCAGUGUGCGGUGUUACAGCCGUCAAGGCUCGGCGCAAGUCAUGUUGGACUUCAAUGAGAGGCCAAACACAGACGUCUCCACCAUUGUCUUUUUACCAGGAGAGGGGGAGAAGCCUUGUGUCCUCAUCCUCGUGGAUGACACCGAACAUGAGGAAGACGAGGAGCUGAGAUUGGUGCUGGGAAGCCCCAAGAGUGAGUCUCCAUUUGGGGCCUCAAUAGGGGCUCAGAAUGAGACACUCAUCAAGAUAAAGGAUGAUGCUGACAGUAAGACAUUUAGGUUUGGACCAACCAAGUUCAGUGUCAGUGAACCCAGAGAAUCAAGGCAAAUCUCAGUGGUGAGGAUCCCGGUCCAGAGGACAGGAGACACAUCUAAAGUGUCUGUGGUGCGGGUCCACACAAAGGAUGGCUCUGCUUCCUCUGGAGAAGAUUACCAUCCCAUCUCUGAAGAUGUCGAGUUUAAAGAAGGAGAGACUGAGCACAUUGUGGAAGUGGAAAUUCUGUACGAUGGUGUGCGAGAGAUGAGAGAGGCGUUCACUGUCCACCUCAAACCUGAUGAGAAUAUGGUAGCAGAGAUUCAGGUAACCAAAGCCAUCAUUUACAUUGAAGAGAGGAACAGCAUGGCCGAUGUGACCUUUCCCGCCGUGCCAGUAGUGGUGUCUCUGUUGCAGUACGAUGAUACAAGCAGCACUAGAGAAACUCAGCCAGUCGCAGGAUAUCCUGUAGUCUGUGUCACGUCAUGCAACCCCAAGUAUCCUGACUUUGACCGGACGGGCUCCAUCUGUGUUGCUGAGCACAUCAAUAACACCCUGACCCGCUACCGCUGGCUGGUCAGCGCCCCGACAGGAUCUGACGGGGUGACCAGCCCCAUGAAGGAAGUGGAUUUUGACACCUUCUUCACUUCCUCCAAAACGAUCACAUUAGACUCAGUGUAUUUCCAGGCAGGCUCGCGUGUGCAGUGUGCAGCCCGGGCUGUCAACUCUAAUGGGGAUGAAGGCCUGGAGCUCACCAGCCCCAUAGUCUCCAUCAGCCAGGAAGAGGGAAUGUGUCAGCCUCGUGUUGUUGGCACAGUUGGAGCUGAGCCUUUCUCUGCCAGGCUGCGCUACACUGGAGCAGAAGAUCCAGACCACCCAAACCUCAUUAAACUGACUGUUACCAUGCCACAUAUUGACGGAAUGUUACCUGUAGUGUCCACUCGGGCACUCUCAAACUUUGAGCUGACCCUGAGUCCAGAUGGCACACGUGUAGGAAACCAUCGCUGCUCUAACCUGCUGGACUACACAGAGGUGCGGACACGCUACAGCUUCAUCACAGACACCACCCGCAAUCCAGAUGCCAUCGGUGGGACGCCACCCUACCAGUACAGCACGGCCCUCAGGGGCCAAAACACCCUACGAUUCUACCGAAACCUGCACCUGGAGGCAUGCUUGUGGGAGUUUGUAAGCUACUAUGACAUGUCUGAACUGCUCAGUGAUUGUGGAGGGACCAUUGGGACGGAUGGACAGGUGCUGAACCUGGUGCAGUCUUACGUGACCCUGCGUGUGCCCUUGCACGAGUCAUAUGUCUUCCACUCACCCGUCGGUGCUGGUGGUUGGCAGCACUUUGACCUGCAGUCUGAGCUUCAUCUCACUUUUGUUUACGAUACUGCAAUCUUGUGGAGAGAUGGCAUUGUUAGUCCACCGGAGGCUGAAUUACAAGGUGCCCUCUAUCCUAAAAGCAUGCGCAUUAACGAACAAGGCCGUUUGGUCGUCAACUUCCAUACAGAAGCACGAUUUCGGGGACUCUUUGUCACUGCACAUUCAGCCUCCCCCAUGACUUCCAUGGUCAUCGGUGCGGACCAUCCCGGGCUGACCUUUAACCUUAGCUUGGUGAGAAGUGAGCCGACAUACAACCAGCCAAUGCAGCAGUGGACCUUCAUCUCUGACUUUGCUGUGCGGGAUUACUCAGGAAUGUACAAGAUUAAACUGGUCCCCUGCACGGCUUCUCCCGGUACUGAGUACAGCUUCCGUCCUGUGUGCCACCCCAGAGAGCCAAUUACCUUUGAUCUGGACAUAUGCUUCCAACAGGUGAGUGAUCCAGUGUCCACAGAGUUCAGUCUUAACACACAGAUGCUCCUGCUUUCAAAGAAAACUCUCUGGUUGUCAGACGGCUCCAUGGGCUUUGGUCAGGAGAGUGAUACAGCUUUCUCUGAGGGAGAUGUUAUCUAUGGCCGUGUUAUGGUGGAUCCUGUUCAGAAUCUUGGAGACUCAUUCAUCUGUAACAUUGAGAAGGUGUUCCUGUGCACAGGGGCAGAUGGAUACAUCCCAAAAUACAACCCUGACAACUUUGAGUAUGGCUGCACUCAGGAUCAUUAGACAUUAUUAUGUCAUUAUGUCAUUAUUAUGUCAUCUCCUGCUUUUCAGGACAGAGCUCAGCCAGAAACUCAGGCGAGAACAUUUGGCAGCAUUGGUUUCAAUGCUUUCCACGCUGUAGAUGAUCCUCAGGCACUGCCGCUUGUGAGGCAGCCGGGCUGUGAUGGCUUUAGGCUGGACUCCACAGCUUUGUUUCAGGUGUCGGCAGGCAGGGAGUGGUACAUUCACACCAUCUACACCAUCCAGUGCAGAGACAACGCUAACCGAGGCAUCAGGAAAAGGAGCCUUGAAUAUCAUUCUGUGACACAUGGUCACUCGAUUUCCAAAAGGUCAAAUAACCGCGUUCCAGAUUUGGCUCAGGAUAUUGACAUAGAAAAUAACCGCGGCACAAAUAUGUUACACAUAGCACUAGACCGCAGUGCUCAGAAACAUUCCAACCUUCACGAGGAAUCCGAGUCAGAGGGGAUCGUUCCUAGAGAACUGAAUCAAAGGGACUCCUGUGACGAUCAGCUUGUCGUGAUCAUAGGAAUCUUGGUAGGUCUUCUCUUCACCAUCCUCCUCGUCAUUCUGGUGGCACGAUCUAGACGGGACAAGAAUGUCACCGAGUCCCCGAAAGGCUCCAGCAGCACAGAGCCCAUGAUGACACAAGGCCUCCAUAGCAACAACAACUCAGAGGUUUGAUUUCCCAACAGUGGAUGAUUUUAUUUAAAUCCCUGUUUAGUUGCAAGUGCCUCUUGUUCAUUUGCUCGGGCAUGCAGACACAUACAGUAUUGACUUCGAGAUUGGCUCUACCUCUCCUCUGGAUUUUGUCGGUCCGAGAGUGUACUUGAAUUUCAGAAGCACUUCUGUCAUCACUGCUUUAAUGACUGUGAUGUGAAUCUUUUGCAGAGAGAAUCAGUUGUACUACUGUUACUACUGCUUGAUGGCAUUGAUAUCCAUCCAAAGUUUUACUUUAUAUCCAAAGGUGCUAGAUGAAAGAACGGUA
Molecule: messenger RNA, 9229 nt
Organism: Carassius carassius (crucian carp)
Lineage: Eukaryota; Metazoa; Chordata; Actinopteri; Cypriniformes; Cyprinidae
Gene: frem2b
Product: FRAS1 related extracellular matrix 2b
Biological process (GO): homophilic cell-cell adhesion; cell communication
Cellular component (GO): membrane
Molecular function (GO): calcium ion binding
Source: RefSeq, a predicted model, not a curated record